AUGGACUCGGAGGAUGACCCCUUGCUGCAAGACGUGUGGCUAGAGGAGGAGCAGGAAGAGGAGGAAGCAACCGGUGAGGCCUUUAGGAGGGCCCAGAAGCCAGGGCCCCGAGCUGGGAAAGGAGGGCAGUGUUGCUGGAGGCGUUGGACCUUGCCUUCCCGGCCGCCUGCCUCGGGCUUCUGGAGCACCCUGGGCUGGGCUUUCACAAAUCCCUGCUGUGCAGGGCUGGUGCUCUUCCUGGGCUGCAGCAUCCCCAUGGCCCUGUCGGCCUUCAUGUUCCUCUACUACCCGCCGCUGGACAUUGACAUCUCCUACAACGCCUUUGAGAUCCGCAACCAUGAAGCUUCCCAGCGUUUUGAUGCCCUCGCGCUGGCGCUUAAGUCCCAGUUUGGGUCCUGGGGGCGCAACCGGCGCGACUUGGCUGACUUCACUUCUGAGACGCUCCAGCGCCUUAUCUCGGAGCAGUUGCAGCAGCUGCAUCUGGGCAACCACUCUCGACCGGUCACCAGGCCCCCACGGGCAGUCUUUGCGGCCCCAAGGCGUGGCCCAGGCAUAUCCCCUGACACUUCCGCAGACCAGAAACCAGCAGCCAAUCGGAGUGGGCGUCUUCGGCGGGAGGCCCCAACCCUGGUGGAUCUGGCAGCCAACCAGAGUGAAGGCCCAACGAACCAGGGGAUGCAGAAGAAUGGACGGUGCCAACCCAGCACCCCGCCCCGUACUGUGGCUGCGGCCAAUCAGAGCCGAGCCCGCAGGGGUGCCUCGCGCUGGGACUACUCACGUUCUUAUGUGAGCGCCAACACCCAGACGCAUGCGCACUGGCGCAUUGAGCUCAUUUUCCUGGCCCGUGGCGACGCAGAGCGCAACAUUUUCACCAGUGAGCGGCUGGUCACAAUCCACGAGAUUGAGCGCAAGAUCAUGGACCACCCGGGCUUCCGGGAGUUCUGCUGGAAACCCCAUGAGGUGCUCAAGGACCUUCCACUAGGGUCCUAUUCCUACUGCUCCCCCCCCAGCUCGCUCAUGACCUACUUCUUCCCCACUGAGAGAGGCGGCAAGAUCUACUAUGAUGGCAUGGGCCAGGACCUGGCCGACAUCCGGGGCUCCCUAGAGCUGGCCAUGACUCACCCCGAGUUCUACUGGUAUGUGGACGAGGGCCUCUCCGCAGAAAACCUCAAGAGCUCCCUACUGCGCAGCGAGAUCCUCUUUGGAGCACCCCUGCCCAACUACUACUCAGUGGACGAUCGCUGGGAGGAGCAGCGGGCCAAGUUUCAGAGCUUUGUGGUCACCUACGUGGCCAUGCUGGCCAAGCAGUCUACUAGCAAAGUCCAGGUUCUGUAUGGGGGGACAGACCUCUUUGAUUACGAGGUGCGCAGAACCUUCAACAAUGACAUGCUCCUGGCCUUCAUCAGCAGCAGUUGUAUCGCUGCCCUCGUCUACAUUCUCACCUCCUGCUCAGUGUUCCUGUCCUUUUUCGGGAUCGCCAGCAUCGGCCUCAGCUGCUUGGUGGCUCUCUUCCUGUACCAUGUGGUCUUUGGAAUCCAGUACCUGGGCAUCCUCAACGGGGUGGCUGCUUUUGUGAUAGUGGGCAUUGGUGUGGACGAUGUCUUUGUAUUCAUCAACACCUACCGCCAGGCUACCCACCUGGAAGACCCACAGCUGCGGAUGAUCCACACCAUCCAGACGGCAGGAAAGGCCACCUUCUUCACCUCCCUGACCACGGCCGCUGCCUAUGCAGCUAAUGUCUUCUCCCAGAUCCCGGCCGUCCAUGACUUUGGCCUGUUCAUGUCUCUCAUCGUGUCCUGCUGCUGGCUGGCUGUGCUGUUCACCAUGCCUGCUGCCCUGGGCAUCUGGAGCCUUUACAUGGCACCGCUGGAGAGUGCCUGCCAGACCAGCUCUCACCUGGGGCUGUGGGUGCCUCCUGCGCCCUGCCCCCACCUAGCGCGGCGUCCUCUCCUGGCAGGGCUCUUUGUCUCCGUCCUCAUCUUGUCCCUGGUGUUUGCCAGCCGGCUCCGCCCCGCCAGCCGGGCCCCCCUGCUCUUCCGGCCCGAUACCAACAUCCAGGUGCUGCUGGAUCUCAAGUACAACCUGAGCGCUGAGGGCAUAUCGUGCAUCACCUGUUCAGGUCUGUUCCAGGAGAAGCCCCACAGCCUGCAGAACAACAUCCGGACGUCCCUGGAGAAGAAGAAGCGGGGCUCAGGGGUCUCCUGGGCCAGCCGGCCUGAGGCCACCCCACAGGACUCCCCAGGCACCGUGUAUGUCUCCAAGGUGAAGAGUAAGGGUCACCCAGCCGUGUACAGGUUCUCCCUCAACGCCAGCCUGCCUGCCCCUUGGCAGAUCGUGUCCCCCGGGGACGGGGAGGUGCCCUCCUUUCAGGUGUAUAGAGCGCCUUUGGGUAACUUCACCAAGAAGCUGACCGCUUGUAUGUCUACAGUAGGGCUGCUCCAGGCGGCGAGCCCCUCCCGCAAGUGGAUGGUGACAACCUUGGCCUGUGACGCCAAGCGGGGCUGGAAGUUUGACUUCAGCUUCUACGCGGCCGCCAAGGAGCAGCAGCACACCCGGAAAGUGUACUUUGCUCAGUCCCACAAGCCCCCUUUCCACGGGCGUGUGUGCGCCGCGCCUCCGGGCUGCUUGCUCAGCUCCAGCCCCGACGGCCCCACCAAAGGCUUCUUCUAUGUGCCCAGUGAGAAAGUGCCCAAGGCCCGCCUCUCAGCCACCUUCGGCUUCAACCCCUGCGUGAACACCGGCUGUGGGAAGCCAGCCGUGCGGCCACUGGUGGACACCGGGGCCAUGGUCUUCGUGGUCUUUGGCAUUAUUGGCAUCAACCGCACGCGGCAGGUGGACAACCAUGUCAUCGGAGACCCGGGCAGUGUCAUCUAUGACAGCAGCUUUGAUCUCUUCAAAGAAAUUGGGCACCUGUGUCGCCUCUGCAAGGCCAUCGCGGGGAACUCGGAGCUGGUGAAGCCAGGCGGGGCCCAGUGCCUUCCCUCAGGCUACAGCACCUCCUCCGUCCUGCAGAUGCUGCACCCUGAAUGCAAGGAGCUGCCGGAGCCCAACCUGCUCCCGGGGCAGCUGUCCCACGGGGCGGUGGGUGUCAAGGAAGGCCGAGUGCAGUGGAUCUCCAUGGCCUUUGAGUCGACCACGUACAAGGGCAAGUCCUCCUUCCAGACAUACUCUGACUACCUGCGCUGGGAGAGCUUCCUACAGCAGCAGCUGCAGACGUUCCCUGAGGGCUCAGCCCUGCGCCGAGGCUUCCAGACUUGCGAGCACUGGAAACAGAUCUUCAUGGAGAUCAUAGGGGUGCAGAGCGCCCUGUACGGCCUGGCCCUGUCCUUGCUCAUCUGUGUGGCCGCCGUGGCCGUGUUCACCACCCACGUGCUCCUCCUGCUGCCUGUGCUCCUGAGCAUCUUGGGCAUCGUCUGCCUUGUGGUGACCAUUAUGUACUGGAGCGGCUGGGAGAUGGGUGCCGUGGAGGCCAUCUCCCUGUCCAUCCUUGUCGGCUCCUCCGUGGAUUACUGUGUCCAUCUGGUUGAGGGCUACCUGCUGGCCGGAGAGAACCUGCCCCCGCACCAGGCUGAGGACGCCCACUCACAGCGCCAGUGGAGGACACUGGAGGCCGUGCGGCACGUGGGAGUGGCCAUCGUCUCCAGCGCCCUCACCACGGUCAUCGCCACGGUGCCCCUCUUCUUCUGCAUCAUCGCCCCGUUUGCCAAGUUCGGCAAGAUCGUCGCGCUCAACACAGGUGUCUCCAUCCUCUACACGCUCACGGUCAGCACGGCCCUGCUUGGCAUCAUGGCCCCCGGCUCCUUCACCCGGACCAGGACUUCCUUCCUCAAAGCCCUGGGCGCUGUGCUCCUGGCAGGGGCCCUGGGGCUGGCUGCCUGCCUCAUGCUCCUCCGGAGUGGCUAUAAGAUCCCCCUGCCCACUGGGACCUCCCUAUAG
Puma concolor (puma) is the source of this 3936-nucleotide messenger RNA. The record is from RefSeq and is a predicted model, not a curated record. Lineage: Eukaryota; Metazoa; Chordata; Mammalia; Carnivora; Felidae.